GAAGCGGCCGCGAUGGCGCUGGUGCCCUACGAGGAAGGCCGGGCGCUGCAGGGCCUGCGCAGGCCGACGGCCACGUACCGCUUCGCGGGGCGCACCGUCCGCAUCCGGCAGGACUGGGAGCGGCGCGGUGUGGCGGCCGUGGUGUGGGACGCGGCUGUCGUCCUGUCUGCUUAUCUGGAGAUGGGAGGCAUCGAUCUCAGGGAUCGGUCGGUGAUUGAGCUGGGAGCUGGAACUGGAUUGCUGGGAAUAGUGGCCACACUGUUGGGUGCUCGCGUUACCAUCACAGACAGGGAGCCAGCACUAGAAUUCCUGGAGUUGAACGUGUGGGCUAACUUACCUUCUGAACUACACCCAAAGGCUGUGGUGAAGGAACUAACUUGGGGAAAAGACCUAGGCAACUUCUCUCCAGGAGCAUUUGACUUCAUCCUGGGGGCAGACAUCAUUUAUCUUGAAGAAACUUUUGAGGAACUGCUUCAGACAUUGGAGCACCUGUGCUCAGAGCAAACUGUGAUUCUUCUUUCCUGCCGCAUCCGCUAUGAACGGGAUAGCAACUUCUUGAAGAUGCUGAAAGGCCGUUUCUCUGUAAAUGAGGUCCACUAUGAUUACACUGCUUUUACAAUCAGCAACCGUUCGGAGAGCAGGCAGAAAAGAUCAGCCUUGGCUGCUUCUAGACUCAGGAGUGAACCACACCAGCUGUGUAGGGCAGGACAGGAGCAAUGGCCCCAUUGGACAAAGAGCUUCAAGGUGCCUCAGCACCAGAAGUAUCAGGUUUACUGGAUGAUGUACUGACUGCAGAGGGACCUGUGUUACCUGAUUCCUUCAGUGUGAAGUUCAAGACAAACUGCAUUUUUAUCUUACAAACUAACCUGCCUGGGAUUCCCCUCAUUGCAGAGAUGUAGAUUUUGUGAACAAAUGUAGGAACAGCACUAUGAAAGUGCUUAGUUAUGAAAACCACAAAAUCCCACUCAUAAUGAGUCGACCUUUCUUCUUUCCCUUGGUGCAUUGCAUCAGUGAUGGAUUUGUUCUGGCUUUUGUCCCGUGGUUUGAUCCAACCUUGCAGAUUACAUAAUCAAUUUGUGAUCUUUGUAAUGUUUGCUGCCUUCUCUUCUGUUCUCAAAAUCAGCAGUACAUGGCUUAAGAGGAAUGCUUGAAAGUGGGAAAGAUAGCAUAUUUAAACUGUGAAAGGAAAAAAAUCUUUCACACAUUAUUAAACAACAGAACUAAGUACCACCAAAACAGAUACAAGAAAGGAAGUUUAAAAAUAAGUAUCAGAAGUGGAAGAUUGGAACUUUGGAAGAAUGCAACUUUGUCUUCAGGAUUUACCCUCUAAUUAAUUCAAAUGGAUUGAGAUUUUAAAAGCACUCUGUUUGGGAAAAUACUCAUGAAUACUUACAGCACGCCAUGUCAUGAGGAUACCAUCGACUGCUUAAAAUGUGCCCUCUCCUGCAUUCCUAUCUAGCUCUGCCUCUCGAUUAGUGCAAAGGGAAAAUCCUGCUCAAAAAAGAGACUUUUU
Molecule: messenger RNA, 1513 nt
Organism: Tympanuchus pallidicinctus (lesser prairie-chicken)
Lineage: Eukaryota; Metazoa; Chordata; Aves; Galliformes; Phasianidae
Gene: METTL21A
Product: methyltransferase 21A, HSPA lysine
Exons: 5
Coding region: 13-789 (258 amino acids)
Biological process (GO): peptidyl-lysine methylation
Cellular component (GO): cytosol; cytoplasm
Molecular function (GO): protein-lysine N-methyltransferase activity
Source: RefSeq, a predicted model, not a curated record